This is a messenger RNA of Asterias rubens (European starfish), 4267 nucleotides long. RefSeq names its product MMS19 nucleotide excision repair protein homolog. The record is from RefSeq and is a predicted model, not a curated record. Lineage: Eukaryota; Metazoa; Echinodermata; Asteroidea; Forcipulatida; Asteriidae. The transcript has 24 exons. Gene Ontology annotation, cellular component: cytosolic [4Fe-4S] assembly targeting complex; MMXD complex. Bases 182 to 3271 code for a protein of 1029 amino acids. Gene Ontology annotation, biological process: iron-sulfur cluster assembly.
GGCCAAAGGUUAUCUGAGAUCUGCACAACAGCGUUAGACCAAGUUGUAGGCCUUUUCAUAUUUGUGUUUCAUCACUGAGCUGUGUUCCCGAUUUUGAGAUAUCAAAGAAAAUCAGUGGCGAAUAUGUCUGCCCGGAAGGAAUAAUCCCUAGCAGGAAUCUACAAGUUGAGAAGUUUACAAGAUGGCAGCGUCCAUGUGGAUGGCAAAGUUGGAAAACAUCGUCAAAGGAGAGCAGCAAAAUGAAAGUGAAAUAACAGAAAUUUCAAAUGGAGUCUGCAAUGGUGAACUGAAGCUGCUGGAGCUAAUUGAACUGCUUGGGCCGUACCUGACCAGCAAAGAAAAUGACAUCAGAGGAAGGAGUACAUUGCUUCUGGCUAAAACAAUUCAUCAAUUACCAAGGAAUAAGCUUUCAGCAGAUGAGGCUGGACUACUGACUGCAUUUUUCUGUGACAGACUAAAGGACCACCACUCUGUAACACCCCACACCAUUUAUGGCAUACUUUCAUUGAGUACAUUGAGUUCUUUAGCGGCUGGUGAUGCAGUCAAGAUCUGCACUAACGUCUUUAAGGAGGUUCAAGUUCAAUCGCUGGUUCAGACUGACCGACAGUCUGUCUACUCAAUCAUCAAUAAUUUCCUGUAUUCCAGGCUGGAAGAGUUACAGGAGUUGGGGUCAGAGUUCGUGUAUGGUUUCAUCCAGGUCAUGGAUGGUGAAAAAGAUCCACGUAACCUCCUCACAGCGUUCCAGAUUGUACAAACUCUUAUUCAACAUUUUCCUAUCGGUAUUUUCGCUGAGGAGUUAUUUGAAGUGACGUCUUGCUACUUUCCGAUUGAUUUCCGUCCUCCACCCAACGACCCUCAUGGAAUAUCAACGGACAGUCUUAUCCAAGGACUCAGAGGCUGUCUGGCGGGUACUCCGAAGUUUGCGGAGUUCUGUCUACCGCUGCUGAUGGAGAAGCUUGCCUCUGAGUUACAGAGUGCCAAGAUAGAUGCGUUUGAGACCCUAGCAGCGUGUGCUCCGGUGUAUGGCGCUAAACACUUAAAGGAUUACCUGGAAGCUGUGUGGUCUUACUGCAGGAAAGAGGUAUUCCAGUCGUUUAGUGGUGAACUUGAACAAGCUGCUUUAGGGUCUCUUUGCUGCUUCUUGAAAGCUGUGUCUGAUGACCGGUCAGAAGAGGGCGCUGUUUUCUCCCUGGAUUAUUUCCUGGACGAAAUCCUUAAAGAAUGUCAGAAGCACAUCAAUGAGCCAGACCUGAGAUUCUUACAUCCAAGUUGUCGUCUACUCCAAGCUGUCGCUAGUUCUACAGAAGCAGUUUGCAGCAAGAUUCUAUCCUACAUUAUUCCACUCUUACUUCAACAGUUUGAUAAACACCUACAGGCCAACAUGCGGCAAAAUAUUCUCUCUGUGCUCCAAGCUUUCAUCCGUGUCUCCAUGCAAUUUCCCUACAAUGAUUUCCCUAAUCCGGUGUCACUCCACAAAGACAGAGCCCUGACCGUCUUCAUAUCAGUACUUUCAGAGACAAAUAACUCUCUGAAAUCGGUGGCAGCGGUGGGAUUGGGUCUUCUCGUCGAGACCAAGGGCCUCCUAGCAGAGAGUGAAGUAGUUCUCAUUGCUGACCACCUGACCAAGACUUUACUCUCCGAAGGUGACAAGGAUUUAAGACAGGAGAGUGAGAGGUCGUUGACCUACCUAUCAACACAUUACCCAUCAGUUACUGAACAGACUGUCCUACCAGCAUUGCUAAUGAAUCUCAGUACAGAGCCAAUGGAAGUAGGUUCAGGAGACAGCCAGAAAGUCGCAGCGGUAUCCCAUCAUACAAUUCUAUCCAGUAUGGCCGCCUUAGCAACCAAACCAAUACUAGUGGAAAGUAUCGUUGAGAAACUGUUGAAGCAUCUAGAGCUCCUCUGCACAGCUAACGAUGCAUCCAAAACUGAUGAAUGCGUUGCUACGUGUCAAAGUCUCCUCAGCAUCGUCACAAAGACCACAACGGAUCCAACAAACCUCCAGUUUCUCUAUCAACAUCUCCUGCCGGCACUACUUAGUAGAUUAGUCAUUGCUGCCUGCACUGAGAGGUCAGAGGUCAAAUGCACCCAGAUGCUUUGUAAUGAAGAGGUUGUUGUACUUGUAGCGGCCAUUGUUAGAAACGCUGUCCAGUUUCUGGAAGCAAGUUCAGCUUCAGAACUUUGCGGUCAGUACAUCGAGAUCUUUCACAGACAGAAUCUCAGCAGUUUACAGCAAACAGACAGUUUACCAGCUGACGUUAUGUUCAAUCCAUUACAGAUUAACUCGCCAGAGCCUCAACACCAGUUGGUCAUUUUACUGACCGCUUGUAUCUGCUCGGUCCGGAGAGAAGUGACCAUUCCAGACCAGUCUGAGGUCUUAACAAAGUUACUUCAGAUGGCCACAGGAUGUGACUGCGAGGUCAUAAGGUCAACUGCUGCUAAGUGUCUAGCUGGACUUGUCAACAAACACACUGCAGGAGCAGAUUUAGAUCAGACCAUUCGGGUUUGUAAGGAGCACAUCUUAUCCAAACUCAAUCAGCUUGGCAAUGAAGACUGCAGACAAAGAGCACUUGGUGCAUGGAUUUGGCUCACAAAAUCUCUUCUAUUGAGAUCGCAUCCCACCUUCAAGGAGUUUGCGGCACAUCUUAUUGAUUUGUUUGAGGAUGAGGUUUUGGGUCUCACUGCAGCCAAGGGGUUCUUUGUAAUCUUGGAUGAGACUGAAGACGUCUUAAACUUGGCUUCUCAUGCCGAUGUGAAGCUCAUGUACAGACAACGCUUCUUCCUUUAUCUACUACCAAACAUUAUUGAUGGACAUGGAAAGACGACCCCAGAAAAGAAAACAAAUUAUCUCCAAGCCCUCUCCAAUCUCCUUCAUUUCGUCCCUCGUCAAGUCCUGCUCAGUGAACUACCCCCUCUUAUGCCACUACUUGUCCAGUCUCUACGCCAAGAGAACGGGGCCCUCUGUCUGUCAGUUUUAGAGAGGUUAGAGACGCUUACCCACGAUGCACCUAGCAUCAUAUCGGAGUAUGUGAAUUCUUUACUGCCUGAGCUUUUGAGACUUGCUGGAGAUAAACCAUCUAUGAAAGUGAGAAUAUCUGCCCUACGGUGUAUUGGUGAAUUUACAACUCUUCCACAUCACAUAGUGUUUCCUUAUCAAUCUCAGGUUAUCCGAGGUCUUGUACCCCGACUCGAUGAUAAGAAAAGGGUUGUCAGAAAAGAAGCAGUCAGGUCAAGGAAUUUAUGGAUGAUGCUGGGCUCAGACAGCAAGUAAACAACAGACAAUUUUGUUCAGCAUUUGCCCGGUCCAGAGUGGCUACUCCACAAACAAAUUAAAAACAAAUGAGCUGCUGAAAUAUAUUUUUAUCAUUUUGUAGCUUGGUAAUAAAAGAAUUUUCAUUUAAAGCCAUCAUACACUUUCGGAACAUACUAAAAAAUAAAAGUUCACAGAUUUACAAAAAACUGGUGAAAGACUUCUCUUGAAAUAUUAUUCCAUGAAAUGCUUUACUUUUUGAGAAAACAUUAAAACAAUACGGAUUUAUUUGAAACACCUGUCAUGACAUGGUGAAACAUGCGGAAAAAAGGGUGGGUUGUCUCGUUAUCUUCUCCCGACUCCGAUGACCAAUUGAGCCUAAAUUUUCACAGGUUUGUUAUUUUAUAUGUAAGUUGUGGGCCUUAGACAACACUGUUUACCGAAAGUGUCCAAUGGCUUUAACAUAAUUUGUUUGUUAACAAAAGGAAUGUCAUGGCGAUGCUUCUACUCGCAAUUUAAUGUUCUUCUGUUUUUAAAAACCUCACGAUUGGCUGCCUCUUUAAACAGAAAUCUGACCUCAUAACAGAGGUCAGUUGGUCCACAGGAAAUUUUCACAUGUUUCGACCGGAAAUGUAUCAAAUCAUGCUCUCUGGUAGCAUUUUUUAAUUGACUUCUAGUUUUGUAAGAUGAUGAUGAUGAUGAUUCACAGCAUCCGUUGGGCGCCAUAUAUCUUGUUCAAAAACAUUCAAAGGCCCGAGCUCCUCCACUAAAGUUAGCAUUUAAAUUUUCGAACCAACAACUGUCACAAUCCAAAGUUAAUUGGUAAUUUCAUGAAAAGGUCUUAAAAGUUUUUGUAAUAGAGUCAAGCAAUUGACAGCAAAUUGCUAUUUUGGAAAGAGAGUGUCCAGUUUAUGAUAUUUAUCAAUAUGAAUAUGUGAAUCGAAUCUGAAUAUGCAUACGAAUUUGCAUAUUAAAAUAUAUACAUGCAUCAAGGUCAACAAUUGAUCUCAAGGUCAA